CUGCUGAGUGGAUACAGCGGUAAACUGUUUUGGAAUAGUUACGACCAGUCUAACUUUCAUGUGAACGUUUUUUAAUAUAUUUAUUUAGUUAUUUAUUUUAAAAUGGCGACAAGGAGCGCUGUGGCAAUAGCAGAGCUUGGCUUUCGCUUUCGAUGUGAGGGCGAAGAAGAGACAACCCGGAAGUUUACAUCAACAACGUGGGUUUAGGUUUAUGCUGGAAAUCAUCAGGCACUAACAUUAUUUAAACUAUUGUAAGUAAAUUAUUUAAAUAGUGUGAUCGCCAAUAUUUUUAAAACUUAGGUUUGUUCCCGAGGUUGUUUACACAAUCCCAAUGAAGGAAGUAAAGCAGCAGCGUUCCUCCCUCUUUCUAGAGGUCUGUUGCCAAAAAGAAGAACCCCGUCUUCCUCUGCACUCUUCUAUCGCCUUCUUCCUUCUGUCCUACUGUGACUGUGACUAUUUCAAAGUCCACCUGGUCUCCAACAAGCCUGACAGCUCAGAGACUCUUAAAAGUCAGCUGCCAGAGUGCGUGGACGUGCGGGACAUUCGGCCGGAGGAUCUUCCCCAGUUGGUGAGGGGCUGCCGUCUCCCUGCUGUGUUGGACGAGACCGGAAGGCUGUGCAGGGCUGGUCUGGCCGUUGUCUUGAGGCAUAUCAUCAACAAGACCAUCGAGGCAGAUCCCUCCAGGAAUGAUGUGCUAGCACUACUGGGCUUCAAGAAGACUUGUCUCAAGGCUUGUGCUGAGGUGAGCAAAUGGACAAGGUUGUGUGAAAUUGGCAUUCCGUCAGCUGUUGAAGACCACAUCCGAAACCCCCCUAUCCAACUCCAUACUCCACCCAUCUCCAUCCUCACACUGGAGCAAAGGCUGGCCGAGCCCGUCAAGGUCCACAACGACGAUAAAAUACGCAGACAAAAGCUCCAGGAGCAGAGGCGAAACACAAAGAAUGACGACGACCCCACCAAUGGGAAACGCACGGAUUCUGACCCCCAGUCCAGUACGCCACCUGAAGGACUUGAGCUCAGGGCAGCUCUGGCUAAGCUGUCUGUAGCUGCAGGUCCUUCUGUGCCCACCAGAGAGUGCUCUGAGAUUCGGAAAGUGAAGACCAACGACCUGCCUGAGCUGGAGCAUGUCUUUGCAGAGGGGCUGUACUUCACUCUGACUGAUGUGGUCCUGCUGCCAUGUAUCCAUCAGUACCUGACUUCCCUCCCAGGCUCUGCUUCCAUCACUCUGCACCACCUCCCCCACCUGCUGCGCUGGUACAGUCGUGUUCAGGAGGUACCCGGGCUGUUGCGGGCCGCAAAAGCCUGCGGGAUAACGCUGGUCACCACCGAGGCUCUGUUAUCCUGCCCCGCGGGCUCUCCACCAUCAGUUGAGGGCAGCCCUCUGAGUCAACUGGAGCCUGAAGAAGACACGAGCACAGGGAUACCUUUUGUUGGCGGCCCCCGACCCACCAUGUCCAAACUUAAAGAAAGUGGCAUAGUGGCGCUCUUCGCUCCUCAUCCUCAUCCUGAGUGGACACUCCCGUGGGACAGCUUACCAGACGCCAUCAGCCCCACUGAAGGGAAGAUGUCAAAUAUCCGCACAAUCAGGAAGAAGCAACAGCUGAAUAACUUGGUUGCCAUGGUGACGCAGCUCGCCAAACCAGGACACACGGUCGUGGAUUUUUGCAGUGGAACGGGACACGUGGGCAUCGUUCUGGCUCACGCUCUUCCACAUUGUCAGGUUCUCCUCAUAGAAAACAAGGAAGAAUCUCUGAUGAGGGCACAGAGUCGCAGCACUGAGCUCGGACUGGAAAACAUUGGCUUCAUUCAGGCCAACCUGGAUUACUUCACUGGACCUUUUCACAUUGGAGUCGCACUCCACGCUUGCGGCGUAGCGACAGACAUGGUGAUGGAGCACUGCAUCCAGGCAGGCGCCGCCUUCGUCAUCAGCCCUUGUUGCUAUGGCUUCAUCCCUAAUGCAACCAAGUUCACCUUCCCGAGGAGCAAAAGGUUCCAAGAGACUCUGAUUUAUAAGGAACACAUGAUCUUGUGCCGCUUUGCCGACCAAACGGCUCCCCAGCUUCCUCCUGAGAGGCGACUGAUAGGGAAGCAGUGCAUGGGCCUUGUGGACUUGGACCGUUCGUGGGCGGCGGAGUCACAUGGUUAUCGGGUGCAGGUGAUGACCAUGGAGCCGGACACGUGCUCGCCCAAGAACAACAUGCUGAUUGGCAAGCCCCAUGCGCAAGAUGGCGCUCACUAACAGGACGCGGCCAAGCUUCCUGUAGGUGUGUCACAGGGUUACUUUCAUUUUCAAUUUUUGAUAUCAGCAUUUUUAUGUUGUUUUUCAAUGUUUAUAUCUGUAAUUGUAUUAUGCUAAAAGCCAGCUCUCAGGUGUUACUGGCUGCAAAAUUGAAGGGAUGGGUCGGGUCUCAUUAGCCACCAUGUUUAAUUUGUGUAGGGAUGCGCCGAUCAGGGUUUCAUGCUGCUGAUUCCGAUACCAUGGCUUAAAUAUGCAUUUUUCCAUUUACCGGUAAGUGCUAUUGGCCAUAUGAUAUGAAAGAAAGAACCCUAAAAUCACCUUAAUUUAGACAAAAACAUAUUUGACUCACUUUUUCAAGAGAACAUAUAUCACAUGUGAAACUUGCAUAGGAUGAGAUGGAGUCUUUAAAGAGACUUUGGAUGUGAGAGUACAUUGGUAGAGCUCUAGCAGGACUUCCACAUGAGUGAGACAGCACUUGGCGAACACGGUGUCUUCCACCGCUGAGAAAGGCUGGUCAACUUGUCCGAGUUCAAUUAUUUUUCAGGUUAGACUGAUGAUCACACCGUGAGCCUCGGAAACUCGCCAUACUCCGUCAAGUGGUCUUCAUAUGCCGUAUUAAAGCUUUUUAAUGUGCUACCCCCGAAAGAUACUUUUCGUGGCAUGUUUUGGUAGUUACGUUUCAUACAGCAGACAUGAUGUUUUUAUUUAGGCAAGCCUGCACUAUGAAGGAAAGUGGGAGGAGCACGAUGCCCAAGAUGUUAGUUAGGGCAAGACACUAUACUGCACGCAUGGAUCACUGCGGGCUGCAAUAGAGUACUAGACACAGGUGAUCGGCUUUUGUGAUCGCCAUUGAAAGGCAUUUAUCGGCAUAUGCCGAUCACACGAUUUUUCAGGAAAAUUGUCCGAUACUAAUCGGUGGCCGAUCGAUUGGAGCAUCCCUAGUAAAUAGUGUUUCUCACCUCCUUUAAUUUUGAAAUUGUGUGUUUUGAUUAUAGUUAAUUCGACAAGUUGAGAAUUGAAUGAAUCAGAAAAAAGAAAUCUGAAACUAGACCUCAGCUGCUACGCCGUCUUCCGCCAUCUUCUCAUGUGACCUGAGACUUGUUUUGAAAAAUGAAUAACGGUUAUGAACGAAAAGAAGCAAGAAAAUUGCAAAGCUAAAAACAAAAUAAUACAGUUUUAUAUACAUCGUUAUCUGGAUUUGCACCAAAAUAGAUUUAGUUUAAAUUUGAAAUGUGUAUUUUUUGUGUAAUCCUGCCACCAAACCGUGCACCAAAUAAAACCAUGUGUCUUGCUUUUGAUAAUAAAAAUAUAAUUUGCGCUAUGUGUGACACAUUGGACGUCCAGUUGUGCUUUCUUGUGUUUCCAUCAUUAGUUCCAGUUUGUUACUCUUAUUUCAUAUUUCUGUUUCCUGUGUUGGCCCCAUAUGCUGCAACUGUACUUUACAGUGCAAUUUUACAAUUUUAGCGCACUUUUGGUUGCUCUUUUUCAUCCCGCUUUAUUUCCUGUGAGCAUUUUCCUCGCUCCUGUAGUGUUUUCUACAUUCCAUGGUGAGCCUACGGAGCCCUUCGGUGCUCCCUAAGCGAGCCUUAGUUGUUUGUUUAGAAUUGUUGUAUUUUUGUUAGUUGUGCAGUUAUUUUUUACCUUCUUUUUUGCAAAUAAAGGACUCUAAUGACUGCAACUACGAGCAUGUCUUUGCAUCCUGAGGUGACGGUGAAACAAAUAGUACCUACUGUAAUUGUGACAGUAAGCAAAACUGUGACAAUAAUGACCUUUAACCCCAGCUAUCUCGAGCAGCUUUAUCUGGAUUCUGUUCAAAAUGUGGAAAUUCAGGUUUUAAAAAAACUAAAACAUCUUGAUUUUCAUAGAGUAAUUCUAGUCUGUGCUGUCUAAAUUAGGGCCGUUACAGUGCAAUUGUUCUGUUUAUCUUCCUCUGUCUGCUCUAUAGCUAUAGUCUGUUGUCUUCCAAAUGUUUUUUUUUUUAAACACACACUUCUCUCCCCUGGAGGCUUCAUUAUAAAGCAUGAGUUCACCCAAAUACCAAAAUACACCUAAUAUUUCCUCACUUUGCCCUGUGAGAGUUGACAUCAAGUGUUGCUCCAAAACAACCAAUACGUAACGCCUGGGGAAACAUGGCAGUGAUUUGGAUUUUUUUUUUCCUAUUCUUCACUGUGAGACAAAGCCAAUUUCACUCAGUGUAAUGAAGUCAAUUUUGACCCUGGAUUUGCAGGUCAGAUAAAUGAAAGUUUGGCGAUGACGUCUGAAUUUUUUUCUCUUGCGUGUCGUUGAUUUAUUAGGCAGACGUGUCAUGUUUCAAAUGACUGUCAGCCAGCAGGAGAAGCAUUAUACUGAAGAUCUGUCACGGGCAGUCAUUGCCUUCAUUUAUUUCCUCACACUAAUGGUGCUAAUGGCUGAAGGUAACCUGGACUCGUGCUGACAAAAGACUGUUAGGGCAUUCCUAGAUAUGUUAUUUCAGCGAUUUGACCAUGUAUAACAAAAACGUCACUAAGUAGAGCAGACCUCUAACGAGUGGAUU
Messenger RNA from Dunckerocampus dactyliophorus (ringed pipefish), 4772 nucleotides. It is a transcript of the gene gstcd, whose product is annotated as glutathione S-transferase, C-terminal domain containing. Lineage: Eukaryota; Metazoa; Chordata; Actinopteri; Syngnathiformes; Syngnathidae. The coding region runs from base 332 to 2239 and encodes 635 amino acids. The transcript is spliced from 11 exons. The record is from RefSeq and is a predicted model, not a curated record.